Messenger RNA from Neoarius graeffei (lesser salmon catfish), 3238 nucleotides. RefSeq lists its product as uncharacterized. Gene Ontology annotation, cellular component: nucleus. The record is from RefSeq and is a predicted model, not a curated record. Lineage: Eukaryota; Metazoa; Chordata; Actinopteri; Siluriformes; Ariidae. Bases 164 to 2935 code for a protein of 923 amino acids. Gene Ontology annotation, molecular function: zinc ion binding; RNA binding. The transcript has 20 exons.
GGCCCACUGUGCACAAAAACAUGGCGAAGUGAAGAUUGCAGCUGCGUGGAUAUUAGCAGAGUUCUUUCGUGCAUCGAUUAAAAAAAAGAGAGAUUCAGCAAAUACACUUUGCAUAACAACUGUGAGAGAAUUUCCUCUCUGCUCCAGCGUCCUGAUUUGAAAGAUGGAGUCUUCCGACAAGGCAGGUGACGUGACGCCCAUGAGUGCUCAGAACGUGUACUCGGCUCUGGGUUUGAGCUCGGAGGAUGUCGAGGCUUUGGCUCAGAUCCCAGAGAACGAGAUCAGUGUGGAAACGUUACCGUUUCUCAUCAUGCAGCUCAAAGCCAAGCGGGCUGAAAAGGCGGCGGCGGCUGCCGCCGCUACUGACACAGACUCUAGCGACAAACCGGAGGCGGAGCCUAAACAGGCCAACCAGGAUACAGAAUCUUCAGAAAAAAGAAAAGAGAAGGUUGAAAGCCCGCCGUCCUUAAGUUCGUCACGUCAAGCAUCCAGCCAUGACCAUGAGCAUCAAGGGAAGGGGGAGGGUCACAAGAAGGCGGAGCGAGCGAGUACGGGAGGAAGGAAGGACUCCAGAUCGAGGAAGUCGUCCAGAGAGAGACAGAGUGGGGACGAAGUGACAUCAGAGGAAAAUGAGUUUGAUGACAAACCGACGGUUUUCCCGCACAUCUGUACGCUGUGCAAGACUGAGAGCAACGGCUCCAAGGCGUGGCACAGUCACAUCCGGGGCAUCCGGCACACCAAAGCCCGGAGAGAGCUCAUGCUGCUGUCCGGCUCAGCGGAUGACUUGGCCUCGUCCCGUCGAAGUUCUCGCUCGUCUCUGCCCAGUAAACGCUCCUACAGUUCAGAGCGGAGCACAGGAGACCUGUCCUCACCUUCUGAACGCUUUUUUCACCCUCCUAAGCCCUUCACGAAGGUGGUGGUGGCCAAAUAUCCGAUGGGUAGCAUGGCUGUGGCGGACAUGUUGGCGCUGGGGAAGCCAUUCGGAACCAUCGUGAAGCAUCUCAUCUUCCCUUUUAAGGGAUUUCUGGAGUUCAGCUCUCACGCAGAAGCGAAGGACAUGGUCACGCACUAUCAGACUAAACCCGCCUUCAUUAAGGGUCAGCGCAUCAGUCUGUGUUUAUCCCCGACCGUUGAGGUCAUUCACCCUCCAGAGGCAUAUGAGCCAUCGUCAAAGCGCUCAAAGUCGUCUGCUCAGACGGUGGUGUGUUUUUCGCGUCUGCCUCCUGGAAAAGAGAGCGAGGAAAAGGUUCUGGACCUGGCAGCUUUAUUCGGGGAAGUGCGUUAUUCCAAAUUCACUGAAGACAAGGCUCUGAUAGAGAUGGUGGAUUGGCGUGACGCGGACAUCAUGGUGAAGUACUAUCACUCCAACCCACUGAGGAUUCAAGACAAGAGCAUCAAAGUGUCCAUGUCCUCCCGAACAAACAUACGAGAUAGCCCCGAGCGUUCUUCCUCCAAAAAGUCCGACUCCUCCAAGAGCCACAGUAGCAGACAGAAAACUGAGUCGUCAUCUUCUAAGAGCACAUCUCAGUCCAGCAGCAAGGACAAGGAGAAGACCGCCGAUAAGGAGAAAGAGGGAGAGAAAAAAGAGGAGAAGGAGGAGGAGGGCGAGAAGAAAGAAGGUGAGGAGACAGAGAUGAAGGUGGAAGAGAAUGAGGAAGGCGUUCAGGUGGAGGAAGAACACCUGGCAGAUAAAAGUGGAGAGGAGGGCACCGCCGUGGGAACGGAAAAAGUAGACGAAAAGGAGGAGGUGGAGAAGGAAGGCGUGGAGCAGGUUGAUGCUGAGGAGGAGAAGAAAGAGGAAGAGGAGCAAGUUCAGGAGGAAAAAGAUGAGAGUAAAGGAGAGCGAGGAUUGGAGGAGGAGGUGGAGGAGCAGGAUGAUUUGGAGGACAUGGAUUUCCCAGAAAACAUGGACGACUUUGUAACUCUGGACGAGCUGGACAACACGGCCGGAGACUCGUUAGAUUCCUCUGAACCUCAGCAGAUGCAGGAGGGUAAGGUGGUGGUUGUGAGACCCAUCAGGAACGAGUUUAAAGAGACUCGUAAGAAGGCCAUGAGAGAAGCUCUGUUCAAGAUGGCUGCCCCGUUUGGUGAAGUAGUCAACUUCGCCAUCUCCUACUACAGACAUGAGGCUCUGAUUGAGCUGGAAUCGGUGGAGAAAGCUAACGAGAUGGUGAAGUUCUAUAAAAGCAGUAAGCGGUCGAAGCUGUGUGGGAGACCUGUGUCUGUGUCACUGUGUCUGGCCUUCAACACCAUUGAGGGUCCCAGUGGAAGAACAUUGUUUAUCAGCAUGCUCCCUCCUUUCAAGUAUUCGGACAAGUCCCUCCUCAGACUCGCACGACCUUUUGGGAAAAUCACCGCCUACUGCUUCAACAGGGUGUAUGGAACGUGUUAUAUCCAAAUGGAGACAGUCGAAGCGGCGGAGAAAAUGAUCCACAGGUAUUUACCCUGGCCUCUUAAAUUCUAUGGCACUCCACUAAAGAUCACUAAAUGCAGGAAAGGAGACUCUCUGAUUCCCUGGACCCCAGCGGAUAAGUUUGAGCGCUGGUAUGAGCCGAAGCUGGCGAGGAACAUAGAGGAGAGGAGAGAGAAUGGCCAGACGGCCAAAAACAGCAGCGGGGAGGACCGUCACAGUCCUGUGUCCAGCUCUGAAGGUGUGUGUGGAGAUCCUGCAGGUGAGGGUGAAGAUUCAGAGGAGGAGGAGAAAGACCAGACCCCCCUCGGACCCUACCAACCCGACAACCCUGUGGGUAUCGGCUACGUCGUCCCCAAGAGCGGCUUCUUCUGCAAGCUCUGUAACAUUUUUUACACGAAUGAGAAAAAAGCCAAAUCAGAGCAUUGCAGCAGCCUGGAACAUUACAACAUGCUGAAGAAGAAGCGUGGCGAGGCAGUGGAGGAGGAGGAGGAGGAACAGACGGAUGGACAGACAGAAGGAUGAAUGAAUGACCCAUGGAGAUCAGACAGCUAGUUUCACUGCAGUCCAUGAUUUGUUUUUAAAAAAAAAAAAGACUAGGAAAACAUUCCAGCAUCCAUGUUCCCAUUUUUGUUUUGUUACAUAUACUUCAUUUUGUUUUAUUUGACAAAGCGAGAGAGAGAGAGAGAGAGAGAGCUGUUCAUUGGAUUUAAAAAAAAUUUGCAAACUUCUAAAUUGUUUCAGGUGGUGUGUCUUUGUGUGAGCAGAAUAGGGGUUUACAGCCAUCGUAGCUUCUUAUCAAAUAAACAAAAGUCUGUUUCAACAAAA